Molecule: messenger RNA, 4808 nt
Organism: Oreochromis niloticus (Nile tilapia)
Lineage: Eukaryota; Metazoa; Chordata; Actinopteri; Cichliformes; Cichlidae
Gene: gusb
Product: glucuronidase, beta
Exons: 12
Coding region: 231-2153 (640 amino acids)
Biological process (GO): carbohydrate metabolic process
Molecular function (GO): beta-glucuronidase activity; carbohydrate binding
Source: RefSeq, a predicted model, not a curated record
CCUGCUGCAUGCAAGUUAAGAUGACUUUUUUUUAGAACUUUCUGUGAGUUUGCGGUGUCCCCGUUUUAUCCAGACUUCACCUGUUUCGAAACAUCUGCCCUUUGUAAUCUCGGACCAAAGUCGGAAAAUCUCAUCACCGAUGUAACGUAACGGCUGCUGCCACGUGACCUCAGAACAGGCGAUAAAAAACUGUGUUCGUCUUUGAGAGGGCAGUAGGAGAGGGCUUCAGGAUGUCUGUACCUGGAAGCUUCGCGGUGCUCCGUCUGUUGUGGCUGCUAUCAGUGUUUGGCACGGUGCUCCCACUGGACGGUGGCAUGCUCUUUCCCCGUGAGUCCUCCUUCAGAGAGGUGAAGGAGCUGAACGGGCUGUGGGAUUUCAGGGCUGACGGGUCCCCCAACAGGAACGAGGGCUUCGAGAAGGCUUGGCACAAACGUCAGCUGGCAGAGACAGGCCCAGUGAUUGAAAUGCCAGUUCCUGCCAGCUACAAUGACAUCACACAGGACCCCACACUGAGAGAUUUCAUUGGCUGGGUGUGGUAUGACCGAGAGGUGGCCGUGCCUGCCCGCUGGAUCUCCGAUCAGGGAACAAGAGUAGUUCUUAGAGUGGGAAGUGCUCACUAUUACUCAAUAGUGUGGGUGAAUGGAGAGAAAGUGACAGAGCAUGAAGGUGGCCAUCUUCCUUUUGAGGCAGAGAUUAGUAGUUUAAUCCGCAGGGAACCAAUGAAGCCAUGCAGAAUCACCAUCGCGGUAAACAACACCCUAACUUUGGAGACUCUUCCUCCAGGCACCAUCCAGUACAUGAAUGACAGCAGCAGGUAUCCUGAUGGGUUUUUUGUGCAAAACAUGGACUUUGAUUUCUUCAACUAUGCUGGGAUUCAUCGUCCUGUACUGUUGUAUACUACUCCUAAGGUGUAUGUGGAUGACAUCACAGUGGAGACCAACUUCAUGGAUAACACUGGUCUUAUCAGAUACAAAGUAUCUGUUCAAGGUGGCUUCAGCAACACUCUGAACAUUACUCUAAUGGACAAAGAUGGCCACUUUGUGGCCUCCUCCAAUGGAUCAUCUGGAGUGCUUAGAGUGGUAGAUGUGAAGCUGUGGUGGCCGUACUUGAUGCACGAGAAUCCAGGUUACCUUUAUUCUAUGAAGGUCCACCUAAUUGCAGUCAGUGAGACAUCAACAUAUGAGGAUGAGUAUACUCUGCCACUUGGCAUCCGCACAGUAAACGUUACCAACACCCAGUUCCUCAUUAACAACAAGCCAUUUUAUUUCCAUGGGGUCAAUAAGCAUGAGGACGCUGACAUUCGUGGUAGAGGCUUUGACUGGCCCCUAAUUGUAAAGGACUUUAAUUUAAUGAAGUGGUUAGGGGUCAACUCGUUCCGUACCAGCCACUACCCCUAUGCUGAGGAGAUCCUGCAGAUGUGUGACCGUCAUGGGAUUGUCUUGAUAGAUGAGUGCCCGGGUGUGGGCAUCAAAGACAUUCGCAGUUUUGGAAACGCCUCUCUGUCUCACCACUUGGUUGUCAUGGACGAGCUUGUGCGCCGGGACAAGAACCAUCCCUCUGUGGUCAUGUGGUCGGUAGCCAAUGAGCCCGCCUCAGAGAUGCCUCCUGCUGAAUUUUAUUUCAAGACUUUGAUUGAGCACACCAAAGCUCUGGACCAAACCCGACCUGUCACUUACGUCACAAUCGCUGAAGCUGACAUGGACAAAGGGGGUCCCUAUGUAGAUGUAGUGUGUGUAAACAGUUACUUUGCCUGGUAUUUUGAUCAAGGCCGACUGGAUAUCGUUCCUCUUCAGCUCAGCACUCAUUUUGAAAACUGGUACAGAAAGUACCAGAGACCCAUCAUCCAGAGUGAAUAUGGAGCAGAUGCAGUUCCAGGGCUUCACAUGGAUCCACCCAUGAUGUUCACUGAGGAGUACCAGAAUGCUCUCCUGCAGAGCUACCAUGAUGUGUUCGACCAGAAGAGGAAUCAGUAUUUCAUCGGUGAACUCAUCUGGAACUUUGCAGACUUCAUGACUGCACAAGGAAUCUAUCGUGUGGUGGGGAACAAGAAGGGUAUUUUCACCAGGCAAAGGCAGCCCAAGGCAGCAGCGUUCCUCUUGAGGAAGAGGUACUGGAGGCUGGCUAAUGAGACGGGCAGACUGCUUCCUGACUGAUUAAAUAACUCUGAUCACUCUGAAACUGUGAUGGUAGUUGCAGUAUGCUAAACCAAUACUGUGAUAUUGUGUCUGAACAACAUCUGUGUGUGUGUGUGUGUGUGUGUGUGUGUGUGUGUACAUAUUGAUCUUAACUAAUGAACUGUAUAAUAAUUUAUUCCAGCUGUAGGGAACAUUUUAUAGGUCUACAAUGAUUGAAAAUAGACUCUUGUGCCUUAUCUAUUGUGAAGUUCACCUUUUCUAAUUAAAGCCUCAAUUUUAAAAAGUCUGACGCAAAUUAUAAAAUAUAAUAUCAUAAAACAGAUUUUUUUUUUAACUGCAAUAAUUUGCAAAUCUCAUAAGCCUGCAUUUUAUUCAUAAAAGAACAAAGAAAACAUAUUUACUGUUUAAAGUGACUUAGCUCUCCCCCCCAAAGAUACCAAUGAAUCUCUCUAAAUAAAUUACACUGUCAGAAAUUAAUGCCACUGGAAAGCAGGCUAAAACCCACUAAACCAGUAUGUUUUUAACCAGGACAAGACCUCAUUUUGUCAGGAGCCAAACCUAGAAUUCAGACAAAAGGAGAGACCAAAAAGACCACAGAGUUUAUAGGACCAAAAUAUAUUUAAUUAAACUGACUGAUUUAGAACAAGUGUAGUGUAGCGGGUGCAUGGAUGCUUGUAAAUUAUAGCAUACAUGCAAGAAAAUUGUUCAACCGAAUGGGAAGAAAAGAGAGAGCAAAACUCUUUUACAUAGCAGGCUUCAGUUCUUUGUCAGUGUCCUGGGGAAAGAAAUGGGAUGAUUAUCACCUAUUGCCAAUAGGAGGUGCCAUAAGGGUGACCUGAUAUUGGCACAUAGAUGUCUCCAGACAUGGACUCUAAUCAAUCAUGUGAAGUGUGGGUGAGAUGGGACAAAAGAUACUUAAGAUUUAUUUGAGAUUUCAUGUCCAGUGGGGAAUGAUCAAAAUUCUGGCACACAGCUACAAACAAGCCCUUUCACAAAAACUCAAAAGCUUCAGAGUUUAACAUCACCAAGGCUUAGAUUCAACUCACCAAAGAUAAUGUUGAUCCAAUCCAGGAGGAGUUAAAGUACAAAGCCUGAAAAUUGUGAAAAUGCCACAAUUACACCUGACAUUUAAAGUGGCUGACUUCCUGUUGGGUUUAAGAUAUGGUUCCAAGAGAGUUUUUUGAAGUUGUCAGGACAUUCCACGAGGCUGCUAAAUUUCAGACACAUAGAUGAAAUGUUACAGUAUAAACGCUUGUAACAUUUAACUACACAUAACACUACUUUUUUUUUUUUUACAAUUUUUAUUUUGUAGGUGGCACUAUGGCCCAUAAAACAUGAAAGCCUUUAUCAGUUUGGAGGUGUGUACCAGUUUUCAUGACUUUUUAAGUUUUCCAAGCCCCUCAACAGCAACUUGUUUCUUUAUGCUGAAUUCCCAUGUUAUCAGGAUUCACUGUUGAAUGAGAAAUCACACUGUUCAUGAUAAAGCAUCAUGAAGGUCUGAAGUUUAUUCAGACUGCUUUUGAGGUGGAUGUGGUCAGUCUGAGUGUAGCAGUACAUCAGAGUAUAAAACAUGACAUUUUGUGUUGGCACUAGGCGGCGCUCUCACUAUUGCUUGCUAUUGAUGUGUUCAGGUCAGGACUGGACAAUGUGUCUUUGAGUUAAAGCAACGUUGUGUUUCAUUCGAAAUAUCAAAAUUUGCACCAGGGUCACACCCUGGUUUUUCAAAAUAAAGCAAUACCAACUCCUUGAGGCUUUUCUAACCAAAUUUUAGAUAGCUCAAGUCAACCACCCCGUCCGCCAAAGUGUAAAACAUGACAUUCUCUGUUGCCACUAGGUGGCGCUAUGGUUGUGAUUUAAUGUGUACAUAUGGAUCUGUUCAGGGAUUAAUUUUCAUACGCAUAACUCAAACUCUGUGUUACAAAAUGUUAAGAGUUUGAGCACGUUUAGGCACUCAAAAGCGUGAUUUAGUUGAUGAAAUAGUGUGUAUGUGUAUGUGUAAAUGAAAAUAAACACUUGACACUUUUGUAAUGAAUUUAUUAAAGACAAUCUGCUCAACAUGCAAACAGUAUCUGAUCAUAUGCAGUGCAGUUCAGCAGUGGACGGUGCUGCCGUCACCAUUUUCAAAAAAGACCACAUACACCUAAAAGGUUAAGUGACGUAUCGAUCAUGGAUGGUGGCGUGACAGCAAUCAGACUGUUCACUAUCAGUGACUCAGGGUGUACCCUCAUCACGUGGUUGACCUUUGAGUUCCAGCAGGACAAAUAUUAAACAUUUAAACUCAUUACACUAGCCUACCUGUCAGAGUUAAUGUCUGGUGCUGCAGACAUUUUCCAUUAAAAUGUACUUUUCAUAAAACAGAACUGUUUUGAUUGCUUUUCACUUAUUUCAGGCCCUUAUUUCCAAACAUUUAAGGCUUUUUUUUUUUUCAAUUGGUCCAACUAUAAGAGAUGUUUACUUAUCAGGUUAGAUACAUGUCAUUAAACACUAAUCUGCAUCGGUGAUAACACUGCUAUUAAUGAAAUUCAGCUGGCGUGACUGAGACACACUGGAGAUACUCGAUUCUCACAUACUGUUACUAAUGCUGUCAUGUUCUGUGCAGGUCUAUUUCAUCUGCAUUAACGAUUCACUAUUCACUAACCACACAAGAAAAAAAUAGUAGUGGUCAGGCAUGUA